Molecule: messenger RNA, 1206 nt
Organism: Aspergillus candidus
Lineage: Eukaryota; Fungi; Ascomycota; Eurotiomycetes; Eurotiales; Aspergillaceae
Exons: 1
Coding region: 370-648 (92 amino acids)
Source: RefSeq, a predicted model, not a curated record
GCAACCUUCUUUUUUCCUUUUUUGAUGUAUUCGCAGGGUGGCAUCAUUGCAUCCAUCACUCGCAUGUAACGAUUUAUCUGGAUUGACGACAGCAUGAUUGGGCGUUUCUUCUUUUCUUUCCAUUCCCCCUUUUUUUAUUUUGCUUUUCAUUUCGUUUUCGUCUCCACCAUGCUCUCUUUGGCAUUCUCUUGUCAUGACGGCUGGACGCCUUGAUGAGUCGACUACCGACGACGGUUGACGUUGGUUAGUUCAUCGACACGACGCUCAGGAUGAGAAAAGAACCAACCGCUUGGAGUUUGAUGAGCCACGGACUGGCCUCCCAAGUCCUGGCUUUUUGUUCUGGUCUACGACGAAAACGACAGCAUCGUGAUGACCGACUUGGGGAGCAGACGGCCCUUCCAAAACUCCUCAAAUGGCGGUGGGAGCGCAGUCCGCCAGGUGGCAUGCCAGCAGGGCAGCUUGGGGUUGAUGCCCGGAUUGCUCCACCCAACAUCUAAUCCCCACGUCACAAUUCUUUCUUUUCCAUUUUUCAUGAGCAAUCCUUCAUCAUUUCCCGUGAUUUUAUCUCCCUGUAUCUUGUCUCCUUAUUUCCCUCCUCCCACAUCUUCCACCAUCUUGCCUUCCUCCUCUUCACCCCCUUGUUUAUGAGUGCAUUCGCAGGGCUCCGAUCCACGAUCGGAGACAGACGGGGCCUACUUUCGCCCCUCGUGCCUGCGAGUCUGAACGUACUAUAGAGAGAUUCAACAAAAGAAAAAAACAAACCAAACCAAAAGCCACACAUAACUCCCCCUCAAAAGACAGUUCUGCUUUGUUUACCUAUCAAUCAAAUAUCUCGAUUGUGCCCCCCAUUUCCUUGUUUGAUACCCCCCCUUGAAUUUCCUUCCCUAUUUCAACUCGGUUGGAUGUGUUUAUAAUCCCUCAACGGUCGUUUUAUUAUCCCCUGACACACGCCCCCGCCUUCACUUCCUGUUCCUCCCCCUCUCGUGUCUCUCCUUCACAAGGUGCCUUAUCUCUACUGGCACUUCUCUUGGUUUGGUCCUGGCUCGCCUUGUCCCUUCUCUAUGAGACGGGCGGAACCAGCGGUUGGCUAUAUCGGCGACAGCCAACUUUAUCGACGGAUAUAGUCGCAUGAUGUAUGUAGAAGGAGAACGAUCAAAAACAAAAAAAAGCCUACUGAUAGCUUUGAAUGGACACUAUUUGACCCCA